This is a messenger RNA of Paramuricea clavata, 927 nucleotides long. NCBI's taxonomy places the organism in Eukaryota, Metazoa, Cnidaria, Anthozoa, Malacalcyonacea, Plexauridae. The record is from the annotation of a GenBank genome assembly.
AUGGAAUGUAUCUUUCUCAGUAAUGCAUGUUCCUUGCAUCGGAAUAAUGCAUGGCAACAAUGGCAUGCAUUGAUUCUGAAAUAUGCCAUAGCUCGAACCAAUUUAAGUGGUUGUGAGAAUGUUAGUGAUACCCCUCUUUCAAGCUGCUUUAACCAGUACUAUGAAGCUCUGAAGUGUGUCUUAAAAGCCACAAGACUUGCCAAAAAUAUCAGAAAGUGGUUUUGCGAUGGGCAUCUACACAACAAAGACCUUUCUUACAGAUUUACAGGUAAGGAAUUCAAAAUAAUGAGCAACAACUUCAUGAAACUCAUUAAUUCUCUCAGUUUAAAUGAUGAUCAAUCUACUCAUAUAUUUAAAUUGCACAUAUUUGCAAUUAUUGCUGUUAACUUGAGGGAUGCUGUUUCUCUAUUCAGUAGAAUUAAUAUUACUAAUGAAGAGGUUAUAUUGCUGAAAAAGGUAUCCGGUAAGUAUUUUAGGGCUUGUGCAUUAUUUGCAUCUGUCACACAAACCACUUGGACCAUCGGUCAUGUUGUUCCAAAUCACACACACCAAGCUAAGCAACAACUGGGCUAUGGGCUCGGUAUGAAUAGUAUGGAAGGUCGAGAGACGAAACAUAUUUCACUUGCUAAGUUUGCACGUAACACUCACCACUCGACUCGUUGGUUGCAGGUGUUCAGACAUGAAUAUAUCUCCCUUCUUUGGCUUAGAGAGAAUGGCUGUGAUUCAGCCAAAUACACAACUACUAGGAACAAAUACAUCCCUGCAAGAUGCUACACUGCACAGUUUUGUCAUUGUGGGCAACCGAAGGUAAGUGAACAGCCAAAAUGUGACUUUUGCAGUCAUUCAGUUCAUCAAAUUAUUAAUGAUUCCAUCAAUCAAGGUAAGAUAACAGCUGAGGCUAGGAAAUUGGGUUGUUGCGCAUUAUAA